AUGAGGAAUAUUAGGCAAAGAAAGAUUGAUGAAAACAAGCCUUUGCCAAUUGUCAUCUUUUACUCAUUGCUUAACCAGGGCUCAUCAUCAACGGAAGGCAAUUCAACAACAUCAUCAAUAGUAGCGGAAGUAGCACCAUCUCAAUCAAUCUCAAAUCAAAAUGGUGGUAUACACCACAGCAAUAGCACACGCAAUCUGUCUGAAAUGAUGCUAGAUAAUUCAUUAAUGCUCGUUGGAACUCAUCCUGACACUAUUCCACACAACACCAAGGGUGGAAAUGCUCAUCAUAGCAGUAGUAACGGAUUUAUUAUCAAUCAUCAUGCAUCACCAACUAGUUCGAAGAAGAAAAAGUCAAAAUUGCAAAAACGGAAAUCCAUGACACCGCAAGAAGAAUUAAAAUUGAUUGCCAAAGAAACUGGUCUCGAUGAGGACACACUUCAGGUUCUGCUGAAAUGUCAAGAAAACAAUGACAAUAUUUCCCAUAAUUACACAUAUGACCACACGAUCGAUGAAGAAGCAGAUCAUGGACGAGGCGGUUUAGGUAAUGCUAGGAGAAGUGGAAGCGGAGCAAUAUUUCGAUCUUCGUCAUCUUCAUCUCAAAACUCGUUAAUAACCGCUCCCGAUAUUGUCAUUCAUAUACCGAAUGUUAAAACAAUUUCUGACCAGGAAAAUAAUGAUAAAUUCCUGGAUAGCUCGAGUACAUCAUCUUCGACGACAACAACAAGUGCCUACAUGAAUGGACAACAACAUGCAUCUAAGAUACGGGCUGAAUUUUCUCAAGCCAUCAAUGAAAAGAAACGGAGACGAAAGGAGCAAAGCCAAAGUAGGAAGAAAUCAAAAUUUCAACAAACCACACAUUAUUUACACUAUUUACCAAACCAUUUGCAAGUGGAGAAUGAUACCAAAUCAAUUUUAUAUGACAUGGAGGAUGAUGAUUUUACGUUUUUAGAGAAAUUCCAUGAAAAUUAUUUGCGAACGUAUGAAGAAUGCUUUGGUGAAGAGCAAUGCUUUAAUGGAAUUCGUAACAAAAAGACCAUAACUAUGGAGCAGUUACUGCAGAGGUGGCACGUGUCAUCGAAACACCUGUUGCCAACACCGGCACAAGCAUUUCAAAUACUCGAUGAGGACUUUUUUGAAGAAUGUAUUGAUAGAUUUGAAAAAACAACUGCAUUUUCAAAUGAGCUUUGCACAUUUCGAAGUGCAUUGGAGAAAUUUCCCAGUUUGAAACGAUAUUUUUUAGAUGUGGAAAAUUAUUUAACGCAAUCACAUGUGCAGAAUAGUUUCAUGGGCCUGAAAUCAAAUCACCAACCUCCCUCACCAAGUGUAAAUUCUUCUACCAUGCACAAGCAGCAACCAGAACCUUCCACCAAUGGUAAUCUCAGCUCUACUUUCACAGAAAGAUAUGCAUCAACCCCCCAAUUUUCUAAAUUGUAUUCUUCCUCACCAUUCCUGCACUUCCUCAAGAAUGACUCUGAUUCGCGCUAUAACUUGAACAUAUUUGCGAAUUCAAAAGCUUCACCGGAAAACAAUUCCACAACACCACAACACUCCACGUUAAAUAAUUCCAUCCAUUCUCCAUCUCUAUUACAGCAAGAUUGUGUAACAUUAUCCACAACUAGGCAACCUAACCUACCCUCUUCACUAGCCACGUUACCAUCCAUGACACUCCAUAAUAAUGCCAUGAUACCUCCUUCCCAAUCCUCUCCUUCAGCAAGCAGCAUGAACACUUCCGCAAAUCAUUCCAUACCACCAGUUACAAACGACAACAGCACUAGUAGCAGCCCAUCUUCUGUGAAGAAAAUACUACCAACUUCCUUUCUAUAUGAAAUUUAUUUAUUUUGGAGAAAAAAACGUUUAUCGAGAACUGUUUCUAGCACAGACAAGAUGCUUUAUCCAACAUGUGGUAGGCCGUUAAUUUUGGAUUUUGAAAAGCAAACAAGCAUUCAUGACAAAAACCAUCAUGCAGCAUUUAGGCCAAGACAGCUCCCGAAAAAACAAACAGAGGAAAUUCUAAAUGAUACAUCAUCUCUACAACGACUUCGAAAGCUGAGAAAAGACCUAAUUUCACUCAACACACUCAUGGAAAUGAUCAACACAAGAGAAGAAAAGAAACUUGAAUAUGUGACAUUGUUACAAGAAAUUUUAUUGAACAAACUUGGACCCUCUACAGCGAAUGGUUGUCCAAUAGAACCAAUUACCUCGAGCGAGCAAAAUCUCUCCAUUGUGACAUCUCGUUCAAUUCAAAACGAUAAUAUGAAGCCAAUGGAUUCACUGGCGUCUAGUAAUCAUGCGAGCAAAAAUAUGGCUGAUGAAAAAUUAUCUGCAACAGCUGCAUCAAGCAACAACAUGCCAAUACAUAUCGAGGAGAGUAAAAAGGUAUUGCAUCAACAGGAAAGCACGUGCCAUCAUAACAAUCAAGAAAUGGAAAAUACUAUUGAAUAUAAUCCCAUGUCUGAGAGUGUUUGGAAGCAACAACACAAACAGGACGAUCAAACUGGUUACACGAGUAUGAAUUUGCUUCACUUUAAGGAAAUUCUGAAAAAACACAACAGACCUUUCUUUCCAUUUCUUGCCAAAUAUGUACGAAAAGUUAGAAAUUUUACAGGAGAUGACUCUAUUGAGGAGCAAUUUAAUACAGACCUACCUAGCUAUGUGCCAGGUAGCGAGUACAAGGUGCAAUUAACUCGUGAUGGAGUCACGUUUGAUUUUCCAAACAUGCAAGAAGCAUUCAGCGCCCAACAUGAAAUUGCCUUCAACCAUAAGAUUGACAAUCUGCUUGCAGACGAAGUUGCACAAUACAAACACAGACAAGAACAAGUAGAAAAUGGAAACUGUAGCAGUGGUGACAUGCUCAUACAAAUACUAGACGAAGCCGAAGAAAAUGCAACCUGUCAAAAAUAUACGGACAUUCCUGAAGUUCAAUUGAGCGAAUUCGAAGAACGAAUCAACGAUACCAUAGAUCAUACAAAUGAAUUUUCACAUCUCACCAACGAUCCUUUCCAACCACACGUGAAUGAUUUUAUGGAUUUUCAAGAGUAG
This is a messenger RNA of Naegleria lovaniensis, 3039 nucleotides long. RefSeq lists its product as uncharacterized. The coding region runs from base 1 to 3039 and encodes 1012 amino acids. The record is from RefSeq and is a predicted model, not a curated record. Gene Ontology annotation, biological process: regulation of transcription by RNA polymerase II. The transcript is spliced from 2 exons. Gene Ontology annotation, cellular component: piccolo histone acetyltransferase complex. Lineage: Eukaryota; Heterolobosea; Eutetramitea; Acrasida; Naegleriidae.